Rotaria socialis is the source of this 225-nucleotide messenger RNA. The record is from the annotation of a GenBank genome assembly. NCBI's taxonomy places the organism in Eukaryota, Metazoa, Rotifera, Eurotatoria, Philodinida, Philodinidae.
AUGAGGGAAAUAACUGCAUGCAGACGUAUCGACUCUGGUAAUAUUUCAUCAGGAAAUUCUGAUAAAAGUGAUGCUUUGUCAUCAGAAUCAGAAUCACCACGCUCGUCGUCACCUUCGAAUGACUGGUCAAUUAAAUUUCAACCAUUGCCAAAAAGAACUGAAUCAACAGGUAUCUGGGAUGGAUAUCAAACAAAAGAAGAAUUUAUUAUGAUGCAUCUUCGCUAA